Messenger RNA from Rhizopus microsporus ATCC 52813, 574 nucleotides. RefSeq lists its product as uncharacterized. The record is from RefSeq and is a predicted model, not a curated record. The transcript has a single exon. Lineage: Eukaryota; Fungi; Mucoromycota; Mucoromycetes; Mucorales; Rhizopodaceae. Bases 75 to 518 code for a protein of 147 amino acids.
UUUUUUUUUUAUUCUUUUCUCUCUCUCUUUUUCAUGCCUUUUAACUGCUACUAUUUUUCUUUUAUAUUAUAAAAAUGGAUUUUAUGACAGGUCAACAACAACAUGGUGAUUGGCUUGGUCAUCAUCUAAAGAAAAGUUUUAUAUUAAGCCUACCAAAAGAACUAUUAUUAGAGAUUAUCACCAAUGUAGCACUUCUUGAAUCUAUGGAUUCAUAUCCAACUUCUUUAAUCGAAUUAUCAUUAUGCUGUAAAUACCUUUAUUAUCUUGUACAUAAAGACCCCUGGAGAUUACAAACAUUAUGGUCAAGAGCAUUUCACUAUAGAUUUGAUACAAAGGCCAUCUAUAGAAGAAGACUGGUUCACCACAUCGAUUGGCAACGUCAGUUAGAAAGAAGAUUUAGAGCACUGUACCUAUGUCGUUCAUUCGCUUUAAAUCCAACCCAUACUCGAUUAUUAGAAAUGAUGGAUUGGGAAAUUAUAUGGAAUAUGCUGAUAGAGCAUGGUAAUAAGCAUGGAUGAUGUAUCUGCGUAUUAGCUCUAAUAUAUUCAAUAGAUCACCAUAAUAUCCCUCUUUU